Molecule: messenger RNA, 207 nt
Organism: Strongylus vulgaris
Lineage: Eukaryota; Metazoa; Nematoda; Chromadorea; Rhabditida; Strongylidae
Source: the annotation of a GenBank genome assembly
AUGUCAGCUAUGGCUCUUGACUCGUCGCUAUGCAGCAAACGUCAUUGCACUUCACUUCGCGUUGUACGAUUACCCCGUGUGCGACGCGAUUAUUGUAUCGAUCGUGCGCGAUAUCGCUAUUCGAUCGCGUGCCCCGGCGCUGACAACUGGUGCUGGCGACCUUUGUUGUUGAAUGCAGUCGCCAACGCGUUUAAUGUGUCGCAGUGA